AGUGCAUCAGGAGAUUUAAUGAUUAGAAACAUCCAGCUGAAACACAGUGGAAAAUACGUUUGUAUGGUGAAGACAGAAGUGGAUAGUGUAGCAUCUGCAGCGGACCUUAUCGUACGAGGCUCACCUGGGCCUCCUGAACAUGUGAAAGUGGAUGAAAUAACUGAUACCACGGCUCAGAUCUCCUGGCAAGAAGGCACAGAUAAUCACAGCCCAGUAACCACUUACACCAUACAAGCAAGGACACCCUUCUCUGUAGGCUGGCAGCGAGUUACAACAGUUCCAGAUGUGAUCGAUGGAAAAACAUUCACAACCACAGUAGUGGAUUUAAAUCCUUGGGUUGAAUAUGAAUUUCGUGUAGUUGCCAGUAACAAAAUCGGGGGUGGAGAACCUAGCUUACCCUCAGAAAAAGUAAGAACUGAAGAGGCAGUUCCUGAAAUUCCCCCAUCUGAAGUCAGUGGGGGAGGAGGCAGCAGGUCUGAACUGGUCAUAACAUGGGAUCCCAUCCCUGAAGAAUUACAAAAUGGAGAAGGAUUUGGCUAUGUUGUUGCUUUCCGCCCCUUUGGCACCACCACAUGGAUACAGACUGUGGUCACCUCUCCAGACACACCGAGAUACGUCUUUAGGAAUGAAAGCAUCUUGCCCUUUUCGCCAUAUGAAGUCAAAGUUGGUGUCUAUAACAAUAAAGGAGAAGGGCCAUUUAGUUCAGUAACCACAGUUUUUUCAGCGGAAGAAGAGCCUAGCAUAGCACCCUCCGGUGUAUCUGCGAUGAGUCUGUCGUCCUCUGUCAUCGAGGUCUCCUGGACGCCCAUUCCCUGGAAAAUGAGUAGUGGAAGGUUACUGGGCUACGAGGUUAGGUACUGGAAUAAUGGUGGAAAAGAAGAAUCUUCAAACAGAGUAAAAGCUGCAGGGAAUGAGACAUCAAUAAGAAUAACAGGUUUGAAGAGCAACUUAGCAUAUUACACAGCUGUCCGUGCUUAUAACAGUGCUGGAGCAGGUCCCUUUAGUGCCACAGUAAAUGCUACCACAAAGAAGACACCACCCAGUCAACCGCCAGGGAACGUCGUGUGGAAUGUCACAGACUCCAGAGUCAUCCUCAGCUGGGAGGAAGUAAGAGCUAUGGAGAACGAGUCCGAGGUGACUGGGUAUAAGGUUUUGUACAGGACCAGCAGCCAGACUAAUAUGAACGUGCUGAACACGGACAAGACAACUGCUGAACUUCUGCUUCAGCUGAACGAAGAUUACGUUAUAGAAGUAAAAGCAACAACUGAUGGCGGAGAUGGCACCAGCAGUGAGCAGAUCCUGAUUCCCAGACUGGCUAGUAUGGAUGCAAGAGGUUCUGGUCCAUCAGUCUUGAAUAUCUUCAGUGUAUCCGGCUUCUUACCAACAAUAUUUUCCUUGACUCUUAAUUCAGUGUUGUGA
This is a messenger RNA of Pterocles gutturalis (yellow-throated sandgrouse), 1419 nucleotides long. RefSeq names its product contactin-3-like. The record is from RefSeq and is a predicted model, not a curated record. The transcript is spliced from 10 exons. Gene Ontology annotation, molecular function: cell-cell adhesion mediator activity. NCBI's taxonomy places the organism in Eukaryota, Metazoa, Chordata, Aves, Pterocliformes, Pteroclidae. The annotation marks the transcript as partial. Gene Ontology annotation, biological process: brain development; cell-cell adhesion.